Messenger RNA from Eruca vesicaria subsp. sativa (arugula), 2889 nucleotides. Lineage: Eukaryota; Viridiplantae; Streptophyta; Magnoliopsida; Brassicales; Brassicaceae. The record is from the annotation of a GenBank genome assembly.
AUGGCAUUCGGAAAAGCACGUGGAAACAAACGCUCUACGUCGUCUUAUGCGUCGACCAUCACAAUGGUCGUAUUUGUAGCUUUGUGUGUCAUUGGUGUAUGGAUGCUUUCUACCAACUCCUUUAUUCCAUCACAGAUCACACAAGCUACAACUCGAACGGUCAUUGCAGAGACUGAGAGGAGUGAUGUCUCUGCCUCUUCAAACGGUAAUGAAGAACCCGAACCAACAAAACCGGAUCCAACGUUUCAGGACAAUCCAGGGAAGCUUCCAGAUGAUGCUGUAAAGUCUGAAGACGAACAAAAAAUGUCAGCAAAAGAGAAGACAAGUUCAAAGGCAGGAGAUGAGGGAGAGAGGCAGAAUCAAAAACAAGAGGCCGAGACACAACAGAACAAUGAGAAAGAGAAUAAGAAGAACGAUGAGGGACAAGCGAAAGAAGUUGUUAAAGAGUUUGAGAAAGAACAAAAGGAACAACGAGAAGAGGAUGCUGGAAGUCAACCAGGUAACAACAAAGGAACACAAGAGCAAGAGAGUGUAGUACAAGGGAAAGACAUGCAAGAUGUGGAACAAGGAAAGAAGCAAGGGCAAGAUCAGGCUUCUAAUGCGGACGUGACAUUUACAGAUGCGACCAAAGAAGAACUACCUUUGGAGGUGGGGAAGAGAUAUGCAUCACAGAAGUCAAAGAAUCAAGACAACGGACAACAACAACAACAAGAUGAUCAAAGCUCAAAGAGUGAAGAAAACGGACAGCAACAACAAGAAGAUCAAAACUCAAAGAAUCAAGAAAAUGGACAGCAACAACAACAAGAAGAUCAAAGCUCAAAGAAUCAAGAAAAUGGACAGCAACAACAACAAGAGGAUCAAAACACAGGUAAGGAGGAUAAUGGGCAGCAACAGCAAGAGGAUCAGAACUCAAGUAAGGAAGACAACGGACAGCAAAACAUGGAGAACAACAGCAUGGUCAGUGAUGAAAACGUGAAGGAGCAGAAGAGCAUGAAGGAUGAAACUAACACUCCAGAGGAACAAAGCACAACAAAGGAAGAAAAUGUGGAGCCACAACAAGAAGAGAAAAAACAAGAGGGCGCUGGAGCGAGCGGGUUUGGUUCAGGAAUACCAAAAGAAUCAGCAGAAUCACAGAAGUCAUGGAAGAGUCAAGCAACAGAGUCUAAAGACGAGAAACAAAGACAGACAUCUGAAUCAAACAAUGCAGAUAGUAUUUUGACUGGGAAGGCAUGGGAGUUGUGCAAUGCAACUGCAGCUUAUGAUUAUAUACCAUGCUUAGACAACGAAGAAGCUAUAAAGAAACUGACUAGUAGAGGACAUUUUGAGCAUAGAGAGAGGCAUUGUCCAGAAGACCCACCAACAUGUCUUGUCUCCCUCCCAGAAGGGUAUAAGGAGUCCAUCAAGUGGCCAGAAAGCAGGGACAAGAUAUGGUACCACAAUGUCCCACACACAAAGCUAGCAGAAGUGAAAGGACAUCAGAACUGGGUGAAGGUUACUGGCGAGUUCUUGACAUUUCCUGGUGGUGGAACACAGUUUAUCCAUGGAGCUCUUCAUUAUAUAGAUUUUCUUCAGCAGUCUUUAAAAAACAUUGCUUGGGGUAAAAAUACUAGAGUUGUAUUGGAUGUUGGAUGUGGAGUGGCGAGCUUUGGAGGUUUCCUCUUUGAAAGAGAUGUUAUAGCCAUGUCUCUUGCACCAAAAGAUGAACAUGAAGCUCAGGUUCAGUUUGCUCUAGAAAGGAAAAUUCCAGCCAUCUCUGCGGUGAUGGGGACUAAGAGAUUACCGUUCCCGAGCAGGGUGUUUGACCUUAUCCACUGCGCACGUUGUAGAGUCCCUUGGCACAAUGAUGGUGGUAUGCUUCUUUUGGAACUUAACCGGAUGCUUAGGCCAGGAGGUUAUUUUGUGUGGUCAGCAACACCAGUCUACCAGAAGCUUGAAGAAGAUGUUCAAAUUUGGAAAGGUAUAAGGUUUGAAUUAUAUAAGUGUUCUCCCUUUUUUGUUUGUAACACUGACAUUGUUUUGAGGUAUGUAGAGAUGUCUGCAUUGACAAAAUCCAUGUGUUGGGAGCUUGUGACAAUCAACAAGGAUAAACUCAAUGGUAUUGGUGCUGCCAUCUACCAGAAGCCUGCCAACAAUGAGUGCUAUGAGAAAAGAAAGCACAAGAAGCCUCCUAUGUGCAAGAACAACGAUGAUUCCAAUGCAGCCUGGUACGUACCGCUACAAGCAUGCAUGCAUAAAGUGCCGACCAAUGCGGUUGAGAGAGGGAGCAAGUGGCCAGUUACCUGGCCUCUUCGGCUUCAGACACCUCCUUAUUGGCUAAACAGCUCUCAAAUGGGGAUCUAUGGGAAACCAGCUCCACUAGACUUCACUACAGAUUAUGAACACUGGAAGCACGUUGUUAGCAAAGUGUACAUGAACGAAAUGGGAAUCAGCUGGUCUAAUGUGAGGAAUGUCAUGGAUAUGCGAGCUGUAUAUGGAGGAUUUGCAGCAGCUCUGAAAGACAUGCAAGUGUGGGUCAUGAAUGUUGUAAACAUAAACUCACCAGAUACAUUACUGAUAAUCUACGAGAGAGGCUUGUUUGGAAUAUAUCAUGACUGGUGUGAAUCUUUUAGCACAUAUCCUAGAAGCUAUGAUCUAUUGCAUGCAGAUCAUCUCUUCUCCAAGUUGAAAGCAAGGUGCAAUCUUGUUCCAGUAAUGGCAGAAGUGGAUAGAAUAGUAAGACCAGGAGGGAAACUUAUUGUACGUGACGAGUCCAAUGUGAUAAGAGAAGUUGAGAACAUGUUGAAAUCACUGCACUGGGAUGUUCAUCUAACCUUCUCGAAACACCAAGAAGGAAUAUUAAGUGCACAAAAAGGAUUUUGGAGACCAGAUACAUCUCAAACUUCUGCCUAA